This is a messenger RNA of Brugia malayi, 1299 nucleotides long. RefSeq lists its product as uncharacterized. The transcript is spliced from 6 exons. Bases 1 to 1299 code for a protein of 432 amino acids. NCBI's taxonomy places the organism in Eukaryota, Metazoa, Nematoda, Chromadorea, Rhabditida, Onchocercidae. The record is from RefSeq and is a predicted model, not a curated record.
AUGGUAUUAUCAAUUGAGGAUCAUGAAAUAUUAUAUAGAUCAUCAUUAUCAAAUAUCACUGAUAACAAUAACCCUUCGCUUUGUCAAAUUUGUUUCGAACCAUUCAAGCAAAAUAUUCGUAUACCAAAACUUUUACCUUGUGGUCAUAGCUUUUGCAAUGAUUGUAUUACUGCUUUAAAGUUUAAUUCAAUUUGCAUAUGCAAAUGUCCAAUUUGUCGUCACUCAUUUCCGUUACGAUAUGAUACAAAAUUUCCAACUAAUUACAGUUUGCUUGAUCUACUUGAUCGUCUUCAAUCUUCAUUCAUGACAAAACAAUCAGAUGAUAUGGCAUUAAAAAAUGAAAUCAUCUUACCGUCAACUACCAACAAAAGCAAUAAAUUAAAAUCAUCAAAGAUUCCAUACAGCUCAUCACGUUUAUCACAUUUGUUAUCAAAGAUUUCUCGAAAAGACAAGAAAACAGAUAACUACUACAUUUCCGCAGAAUCGCCAUUCACGUCAACUCCAGAUAUGUCAGGAGAAGAAGAUGGUGUUGAAGUGUCAUAUGUUGAGACGGAAAGCGAAAAUAACGGUGAUUCCGAAAAUACAAUUCCGGCUGCUGAUUCGGCAAACGUUAAAAGUACACCGAGUAGGAUGAUUUAUGUUGAUAGUGCUGUUUUGGACGACUCAACCACAACAACAACAGCAUCACAAGACUAUAGUAGUAGUUCCGCAUCCGGGAAUAUGAACAAUGAGGAACAGAUGACAAGGACAAACAUUAUUACUUGUACAGAAUCAAAUGAACAAGUUAUACAACCAACAACAAAGACAAUUGUAGCAACUAAAGUUAAUACAAAUUCUAGGAAUUUUUUGAAGAAAAUUUGGUGUAUUACUACUAUUAGCAUACAAUUAUUCCUGGUUAUUUUUAUACUAUUUUGGAGUUUAAUCAUCAUUAAAAUCUUUUAUGAUGAUUAUCAUAGUAUUCCACCAAAACAAUCAAUGCUAUGUGGUACUGCUGAAAUUAUCAAAGAAUGGUUAUCAUUAGAUCUAACACAAAUGAUUCAAUGCAAUCAUUAUUAUUCCAGUACUUUCUUGGAACGUUUACAACAUGAAGCGGAAAUAUCCAUCACAUUUCUGAUAGCACAAUUGCGCUUCAUUUCCACUAUUUGGUCAUCAUUAACAUUUGCAUCAUUUACUCAGUUAUAUAAUGAUUGGUUGCAUGAAGUGGUACAAAAAGUGAAAGAAAUUUUCAAUGAAUAUUACAAAACUAUUUGGACAAAUUAUUUGAGAAAGUAUUAUGAUAUGAUUUUAAUCAGUAAUUGA